Prunus armeniaca (apricot) is the source of this 759-nucleotide messenger RNA. NCBI's taxonomy places the organism in Eukaryota, Viridiplantae, Streptophyta, Magnoliopsida, Rosales, Rosaceae. The record is from the annotation of a GenBank genome assembly.
AUGAAUACCUUAAGGAAGCGUUUCCAUCUUCUGACUCGGAAAAAAUGUAUAUCUGAAAUCAAGAAUAUUGCUCUAAAGUUCGAGGAAAAGAUUUAUAUGGCUGCCAGAAACCAGCCUUGCGCUCUUGAAACUCAACAGCCUCCUUUUAAAAGAAUAUGUAAUGAAGAUAAUGUCAAGGUUGGAGGCAAUGGUUCCUUCGUCAUCAAAGUCAAACCCUCCCUAUUCUGGUCUAAACACCUCGAAUCCAGGGAAAUGAUUUUAGCACUCCUGAUAUCACCUCCCACACUCCUCUACUCUCUCUCACAAGAGGAGUGCAUGAGGCAUCUGCACGGGUCGACUGUCAGUGUUUCAGCUCGGGUUCCCUUGCCAAACAGUGCUACUGAAAUGCCAACUCGCAGAAGUCGUAGGAAAUUUAUCAGGGCAAGGGGCACCUAUCAAUGUCAAGCAGGAAAACAUCUCACCAUCAUGUAUAGCCAGCAAAAACAACUACAGCAGUACCAGCAGCAGCAGCAGCAGAAACUCUUAAAACCUGCUCAGAAACAGACAUCUCAACAAUCUGUCAUGCAAACUCCUGCCAUACGGCCUUCUGAGACACAUGUUGCUCCACUUUCUGAUCUUCGGCAGGAUCAGAUGUCUUCUUUCGAGCAGACAACACGCUCUGUGAUUAAGAAUCAUCCUCACACAGCAUCUAGGCAAAUACACCAAUCACAAGAGACUCCUGAUAUCAUCAAAAUGUAUCAUCAAGACCAGAUAAUCUAG